AUGUCUAGUGGUACGCCCAAGAACACGUGGCCCAUCCUCAUCGUCAAGCACAAGCAACGAUUGGAGGCUUGCGAGCAAAAAGCCAUCGCCGACGAAGACGACUUUCGAGCCACUCUGAGCGAAUUCUGGAAAAAGUACCGGGAACGUGAUGGGCUACGGCUUCUGAACCGCAUACGAAAGCAGCACAACUCUAUACUCGAGCUUGCAGCCGCUGUAGACGCGGCUCUGGGCAUCAAAGCACCGGAUAGUCUCACCGCCUUGGUCUUUUCCGUUGCUACAGCAGCCGUGCAGGCAGCUUUCGAGAGCAAAGCCGAGCUUGCGGCCCUUACGCAGGAGACAAAACGAUUGAACGACAUCGUACCAUCUUUCAACGUCGAAAAUUUACGCAGAUUUCAGACCGAGAGCCGCGUACGACAGCCUUUGGAAAAGCUGUUUGAGAGCUAUAUGGAAUCAUAUAUGGCGAUAUUUUCAGAGAGCGCUCCUCUGGUUCUGUGCAUUGAACGAUUUAGAGAGUCAUUGACUGGCAAGGAUGACUUCUUCGCCGCACAACGAGCAGAUUGGGAGCGAGCGUUUCGGGGCGCACAAGAGGAAGAGCAGCUCCGCAUAGAUCAGGCGGGCAAGACUGCACAUGCCGGGGUGCCGGAGCCGAUGGUCCUGCAAAGGACCAAUGCUCAGUUCGAUAGCGUCAGAGAGCUUGGAGCGGGCCAGUUCGGUCGAGUGCAUUGCGUAAAGCAGUACUCUACCGGGGAAUUCUUUGCUCAGAAAUUCAUACCCGCGCCCAAGGAGGCCGGAGGCAGGAGCGCUACGAAGAAGCGAGUGCUGAAUGAGGUGGAUGUCAUGAAGAAACUCCAGCACCAUCACAUCGCAUCUAUGCUGUUCUACACGGAGCAUGACGCUGGUUUCAACUUGAUCAUGCUACCGGUCGGCGACUGCAACCUGCGGGAGUUUCUCCUGCUAAGGUGUAUCAACGCUGACUACCCAAGAAGUGAGAUUCAGCUCCUCGACAACUGGUUUGGCUGCUUGAUCACUGCCCUGGCGUUUGCACAUUCCAACAAGAUCAAGCACGAAGAUAUCAAGCCUUCGAACAUCUUGAUAAAGGGCACUCGAGUCUACUUGGCCGACUUUGGAUGCGCUUGGGACUUCGAGGAAUCGUCGACGAGCCUCUCUGCCGACCAAUCGAUUGCAGGGACGCCUGUAUAUUGGCCUCCCGAGCCACUGAAAGAGCGCGGUCGCGCGGCAGACGUCUUCGCGCUCGGCUGUGUCUUCUCUGAGAUGUUGACAGUCCGCCAGGGCUGCACUCUAGACGAAUAUGGAGCAGCGAGGAGGGUCGACGAGCGGGACAACCCGUACGCCUUCAGCAAAAAUCUUGUCGCAGUCGAGGCAUGGCUGAGGAACUUGCCCGGCAUGGAAGAUGGGGCGACCAGAGCAGACGUACCCAAGCUCUUACUAAAGAUCAUUUUGAAAAUGCUGGAGAGAGACAACGGUCUCCGAGAGAACGCGAGGCAACUGAAGAGGGAGUUGAAAGUAGAGGAUGAGGUUUUGUUCUGCAGUAGCUGUUGGUGA
Molecule: messenger RNA, 1563 nt
Organism: Recurvomyces mirabilis
Lineage: Eukaryota; Fungi; Ascomycota; Dothideomycetes; Mycosphaerellales; Teratosphaeriaceae
Exons: 3
Coding region: 1-1563 (520 amino acids)
Biological process (GO): protein phosphorylation
Cellular component (GO): cytoplasm; nucleus; cytosol
Molecular function (GO): ATP binding; eukaryotic translation initiation factor 2alpha kinase activity
Source: RefSeq, a predicted model, not a curated record